AUGUCAAAAUUCAUUAUACCAACCACUUUAAGGGAAUUAAGAUUCCAUUUAUCACAAACAGGAGAAGCCUCUGUUCCAUUAAGAAAGUUCUUAACCACCAACUACCCAAGUUUGAAAACUCAAACCAAAAAUAGUUUACCUAUAUUAAUCAGAGAAAGUUAUGGUAUACCACCAAGUAUUACUGCUAGAUUUGAAAAAGGUAAAGAAUUCAAAACUAAUUUAGAAGGAUUAGAUGAACAAGGAAUUUCAACUGCUUUGAAUCAAUUAUUAAAAAAUUAG
This is a messenger RNA of Yamadazyma jaroonii, 279 nucleotides long. The record is from the annotation of a GenBank genome assembly. NCBI's taxonomy places the organism in Eukaryota, Fungi, Ascomycota, Pichiomycetes, Serinales, Debaryomycetaceae.